UCAGUCCUGCCGCAUGCGUCAUCAGCCAGCCUGUGAAGAUCCAGUUAAAAGGCUUUGAAGCCUCGGGGUAGAUUUGUUGAGAGGAUUCCCCUCUGCCGUCCCGCAAUGGAGGCCAUGGAGACGGACAUGGAUCUGGAUCUGGUGCAGAAAUUCAGCUGCAUGGGCACGACGGACAAGGACAUUUUAAUCACCGAGUUUCAGAGGCUGCUCGGGUUUCAGCUCAAUCCCGCCGGCUGCGCCUUUUUCUUGGACAUGACGAACUGGAACCUGCAGGCUGCGAUUGGAGCUUAUUAUGACUUUGAGAGUCCCAACAUUACAGCUCCAUCAAUGUCUUUUGUGAAAGAUGUGACUAUUGGAGAAGGAGAGUCCAUUCCCCCAGAUACACCUUUUACCAAGACGUGGAGGAUACAAAACACAGGUUCAGAAUCCUGGCCACCGGGAGUGUGUCUAAAGUACAUUGGCGGGGAUCAGUUUGGCCAUGUCAACUUUGUAAUGGUACGUUCAUUGGACCCUCAGGAGAUGUAUGAUGUCAGUGUGCAGAUGCGCAGUCCUGUUGCUCCAGGAAUGUACCAGGGACAGUGGAGGAUGUGCACAGCCACGGGACUCUUCUACGGAGAUAUUAUAUGGGUGAUCCUGAGUGUGGAGGUCGGGGGGCUCCUGGGUGUGACGCAGCAACUGUCCUCCUUCCAAGCCGAGUUUAACACGCAGCCUAACCGUGACGUCCAGAAAGACUACAACCCCUUCGCUUCCCCACAAAAGAAGAAGCAGAGUGGUGACUAUGGCAACAGUCUCCCAGUUGGCGACCUUAAAGACCCAAUGCAAACAGAACAGAAUGGACUGUCGAAUACCUCUGUCACCUUGGCACCAGACAACAUGCAAAGCAACCUAUCAGUAGAUUCAUAUGAUCAGCAGCGUACUUAUGGACCAUACCCGUUUGGAGAUUCUUAAAGCAAGAUGAUCAUUCAGUAAUGAAUGAAACUGUGGCCUUGUGCUCACUCUGUCUGGAGGGGGAAGCAUAACGCAGAAUUCUUAAAGACACUUUGACGAACUGACUUCCCCUCUCGCCACCCUGGCGCCAUCAUCAUUAUAAUGACCAGGAUUUUGUUAUUUAGGGUUUUUAUACCCAGGGAUUUAAUAGCGGCCCCCCUGAGUAUGCAUGUGUGAAUGCUAAUUUAAGAGUGGUUGUAGAAUCAGUUAAGAGAGUUUUAUGAGGGGGGAAAAAACUUCCUUUUUGUUGUUUUAUUUGCCUCUUUUAAUGGGAAUUCCAGCCUUUUAAUUCAGUCAUUGAGAUGUAAACAAAGUUGUUUGGUUUGAUAUUUUUUUGUUUUUUAAACAGUUUAAUUUACUAUUUAAAACCAUCAAUGAACGCACAUGUGUCUUCUGACUUUUUUAUGUGUUUAUGCUGAUGAUGGUAAAAUAGUGAGGAAUCUGAAAAACACAAGUUUUCUUUGGGGACUAUUUUGGCACAGUGCAUGUACCACUCCACCACAAAUGGAUUUUUUUAAAAAAUGUUUUUUUUUUGGUACUACUUUACAAUAAGACUGUCCUUAUAAAGGGUUUACAAAUGGUUUAAAAGUAGCUUAAUUAGUUUGUAUAGCAUAGUUAGUUAUAUCGCUGCCCUCCACAUGGCAGACUAGGGUUCAGUUGCCCAUGCCCUAGCUGGGCAAGUACACUGUGCUGUACCACUGUGCUUGGGCAAGACGUCCAAUGCUAUAUUUGCGUACCUCUGUAUCAUGUUUACAAUUCUAAAUCACUCUGGAUAAGAGGAUCUGCCAAAUGUUGUAGAUAUUAUGCAAAUGAUGAGUGAUUGAGAAGAAAGUAGGAGGAGCAACCAGCAUGAUCUGAGGUUUAACAGUGUAGCUGAAUGUGGGCUUAUUAUUAGGCAAGCAUCAGGCCAUUUUUACAUAUGUGUUGUAAAUGCUUAUUGUGAUUUUUUUUUUUUUUUUUUUUUUUUUUUUUUUUUUUUUUUUUUUUCUUUUAUUUAAAGAGAUGUUUCUAACCUAAUUAGUAACAAUUAAUAAAAGGGAAGUCUUAUUUUAAAGUGCUACCAAAUCUCAUCUAAUAACAAUAUCUCAGGCAUGAGGUGACGUAUUUGUAACCAUUUCAUGUACUAGCUUCCUGUAAUGUCACUUUUAAAAGCAUUAAACUCUUCAGAUAUCUGGUUCCUAUCUUCACUGCUGAUAAGUUCUCUCGUCAAACCACACUGAAUGACUUUGUUUACAUCUUAAUGAGUUUUAGAGAUGUUGGUGGAAUUCCUCUUUAGUUUCCAAGCUUUCAUCAGAGACGAUGAUGAUUUGUACUAGGAUGAGGUGAACCAUUUGAUACUACGCUUACUUUAACUCGCUGGUGAUGUAAUAGCUCAGAUUCGUGGGGGUUACAGAAACCAUGCUUCACUCACUGGUAAACUGCAUUGACAAUCAGGUUAAAUAUCCAUAGUGAAUUGAAGAAAAGUUCAGUAGGAACCAUUCAUUGCUGGGUUACAAAAGGCUGGCAACUUGUUUUAGGCCGGGGAUGGGGGGGGGGGGUUCAAAGUUUGCAACUUAAAAAAAAAAAAAAAAGUGCCACUGAGGAACAAGCCAUGUGAAACAAUUUUGUUUGGCUUACUCAUUUACUGAUCUUUACUUGAAUUUCUAUUCUUUUCCCUGUUUGAAUUAGUGGCAGUUUUGAUAAAGAACAAUAGGCAACACUGUUGUCGGCACAGUCUAAAUCACUGCAGAAUGAUCUGUCUGGGUUUGCUGCAGACAUGCUGUUGUCCGUCUUACCAGCAGAGGGAGACAGAUACAACAAAGUUAAGCUGGUAGGCUCGAAAAGAGCUUCUUCUUCGACUGUCUGCUGGGUUUGUUUUUGUUUGUGUUUUUUUUUAUUUUUUUUUUGAUACUGCAUUUAUUUUACUUAAUCCCACUGCCUAAUACUUUGCAUUUAAAUGUAGUUUUAUUUAUUAGAUGAAUGCGGAUUGCAUUUGCUGAAUGUAGUUUACUGUUUUAUGAUGCAUCUGUUCUGCCUACAGAAAGUUCUGUUGCUGUCAUUUCUGUAACCAUGCAAGACUGACCCAGGGAAUUAAAGGCUUAUUUAAGCUUUU
This is a messenger RNA of Pygocentrus nattereri (red-bellied piranha), 3079 nucleotides long. RefSeq names its product protein ILRUN-like. The record is from RefSeq and is a predicted model, not a curated record. Gene Ontology annotation, cellular component: phagophore assembly site. Lineage: Eukaryota; Metazoa; Chordata; Actinopteri; Characiformes; Serrasalmidae. Gene Ontology annotation, biological process: macroautophagy. The transcript has 5 exons. Bases 106 to 948 code for a protein of 280 amino acids. Gene Ontology annotation, molecular function: ubiquitin binding.